Molecule: messenger RNA, 279 nt
Organism: Dovyalis caffra
Lineage: Eukaryota; Viridiplantae; Streptophyta; Magnoliopsida; Malpighiales; Salicaceae
Source: the annotation of a GenBank genome assembly
AUGACCGGUAAGAUGCUCUCCUACGAGGAAUUAAUCAUUAUGUUCUUUGGUGCAGCUUCUUCCAGUGAAAUACGCGAUAUUUUGAUGGAUGAGAGCCUUCAAAAGCUCAUAUGUAAUAUUGAUUGUUCUGCAGACCCAGAAAGUGAACUAGACAAAGCUAUGGGAGUGGAUGCAUUCUGCAUAUUCACCGACAAGUUGGCAGCAGAACAACGGGCAAUGGGAAAGGCGUCUAUCAGUGUUCUGCAGGCUGGGCCUGAGGCUAAAAUAUACAUCUCAUAG